AUGAGAAAGCCGUGCAUUCCAGAGUUGAUCUACCAGAGGACGUUCCCGAAACCGAAGCAAGGCGAUCCAGUCUCCUUCUACGCUCACAUUCAACGUCAUAUCGUGGGUGAAGUCCGGGUCGAAGUACAGAACUUCUAUGGAGCUCUCGACACCCUGGAAGCACAAUAUCCUGGCCUCGACUACACGUUCGCUCCUCACCGCCGUCGACUCUCAAGAUACCCUUGGCAUAGACGUCUUUUCCGCGUCCUCGACGAACUGGGGCUGACGGCCGAUGAAAUUCUGAAUCUGUGUCAAUGGGAAGGAACAAGGGCGGCCAAGGAAAGAUACGAACGUGAAGCAGGCGUCGAGGUCCGAACUACCACAGCCGAUGAUGUCGUCGCAGCGCUGCCCGGAAAUGGUCCCAGAGCAGUCUUUGAAGAUCUGUCUCAACCAGAACCCGUCGACCGGGCAGCAUCGAGUAGCGAGACACUGGUGGCGACCCCGGAGGAGGAAGAAUACGAGGCCAAAGAUGUGGACAGUCCCGCGUCAGCACCAGAAGAUGAGGUCAUGGAUUUGCUACGCGAUGCUAUGCAAUCCGGCCUACGUGGAGAUUCUGCGGCAUGGGAACAGUGGCUCAAAGAAACAUUGGAGCGGCACGACGAAAUUGACCUUGACCUGGUUAUGACCGCUAUUCGAGACCUGGAGCCUGAGACACUGAGAGCUAUCCAACAGGCGGGCGAGGGUAACGAAACCAUGUCACGGUCCCCUACGCCGCAAUCCCAUGCAGAUGCAUACCAUGAAGCGAAUCACCUUGACCGCGUCGAGACUGACAGCACCCACGUGUCUACUGAGAGUACACCCCUAUCAAUAUUCGCGCGGAGGUCACAAACAGAAGCAGCCAGGUGA
Fonsecaea multimorphosa CBS 102226 is the source of this 885-nucleotide messenger RNA. RefSeq lists its product as uncharacterized. The record is from RefSeq and is a predicted model, not a curated record. NCBI's taxonomy places the organism in Eukaryota, Fungi, Ascomycota, Eurotiomycetes, Chaetothyriales, Herpotrichiellaceae. The coding region runs from base 1 to 885 and encodes 294 amino acids. The transcript has a single exon.